CACGAGUUGAAGGGUUUGUGGUUUCCCAAAAGGACACUGAAACCCCGAGCCCUAAACAAUACAGCCAGAGUGGCUCUUUCGAUGAGAGAAUAAAGGAAAUCGAGAAUCAGCUUCGGUUAGCAGAAAACAAGCUGUCUAUCCAGCUGAAUAUAAAGAAUAUGCUUGAAGAGACAAUGCCUGCUUUCACUACAAAAUUGAUUCAACAGUUAAAGAAUUGGCAACAGUCAGGAUCAUCCGAUAACAGUUCCCCGACAGAGAACAUUCUGAACCAAAUUGACGACUUGAGAUCCCUGUUCACCAAAUCCCAGGGAGAUACUAGCAAUGAUGUCGAUCGCCAACAAAAUUUGGAGAAUUCUAUUGGCAAACUGAGAGAAGACCUUACCGAUUUGCAGAAUUAUCUACAAUCGAAGGACCUGGGAACAAGUCAAAAGAGUCUCGAGGAGAGAAUAAGCUCCCUCGAAACGGCAACUUCGACUAAACCCAUGGAUGAAGCAGAGAUCGAUAAAGCUCUAUCUGACCUCAGAAAAGAUCUGGACGACCUACAAGACAAAAUCGAUGAUAAUGAACGGAAUAUAGAAGAAAUGAUCACUAUGAAUUAUUUAAAAAGCCUCGGAUUGCCCGAAAGAGACGAGUUCGAGCGCAUGAUUAAGGACAUCAAUUCUACAAAACAGAAAUUGGAUGAACUUCCUGCAACUCGCCAACCACAGGGCUUCGAAAAUGACGAGCUUAAAAAAGUGGAAGCUGACAUCAACUCUAUCCGUUCGAAUUUGCAAGCCAUCAAAAAUACCCACAAAACGUUCCAAACCCAGCUUACCAACAUCGAUCAAAAGAGAGAAGCCCACGAGGGAAGACUAAGAUCGACAGAGCUGUCUGUUCAGAGCCAACAAACUACUCUCAAUCAGCUGAACAGCGGCGAAGGUAUCAAUACCGCAGGUGAACCGCAAGACAAGGAUCAAAAUCUUCGUGCUCUUGGAAACCGCUUGAAAACGGCAUCCGAGUCUAUCAGUAACCACGGAAUUCAAAUACAGACUAUCGACGAGAAACUGGGCCGCAUGCACAACACACUCUCACAUCAAAACUCGGAUCUCGCGGAGGUCAUGGCUAAAUUGGGCAUAUUAUAUCGGAUGAAGGGCACCGUGGAAGCAAUGGCCCAAACAUCCUCGACAGCUACUGAAUCUCAACCCGUUGAUAAGCAGACUCACAAUGAUAGCAACGACGAACCCAAUACAACUACUGAAGAACCUUCGACACAGAAAGCGGAUAACCGCAAAGACAUCACGGAAAGUGAAAGCCCAUCAUAUGCAGGACCCGAGGGCAGUAGGUGGGCUACUAAUGGCCUAGGGCCAUACUUUGGACUUCCUUCCCAGCAAGACAACGCAGAAGGCAAAAAACCAGCAUCGCCAAAGCAACCACCAUCAGGGCAGGAAUCAUCUCCUGGACUUAAGGAGAGUAUAUGGGCGGAUAAGGAGCCAUCUUUUGGACUUCCCCCUCAAAAUGAUAGACCAAAAGUAUCACCAAAGAAAUCAUCAUCAUUCGACCAGAAGUCAUCGUCUGCACCCACAGGAAAUUCGAAAGCUAUCGGAAAGGCAACGCCCCCUACGACUCCAAACACAAACAACAAUCGUCAUGGUGGCCCACCAGCUAAUGCACCUACCGGUCCAGCUGCCAGAAAAUCUGUCAAAACUCCCGUUGAAUCAAACGCUGGCCCAGCUCCCCGACAGCGGAAUGAUCUAUCCCUCAGUAAAGUUAGGGCAGCAUCUGGAUGGAACGAAUUCUCGAUUGAUGCUGCCCCGAAGGAGAAGCAGAAAUUUGAUGAAGAGCAAGCGGAGAUCGACAGGCUGAAAAAGGAAGGGAAAUACCAACCCCCCUCUUUCACGGAAAAUCUGAAAUGGAAGCAAAAGAAAAAUCCUGGGGAUUCCAAUUCCAAUCCCAUGCUACCAGAUCCUCUCAGUGCCGGCACAGAAUAUCAUGGUGCUACCUCCGCCAAGGAACAAACCUCAUCAUUGGUUGCUAUCUCUGACGAGAUUACAGAGCAGAAGACUCCCGCAAACUCCAAUGAUAAAAUUCUGGAAAGCGAGCAGCCAUCAUCGUCUAGGCGUCCUUCCCAGCAGAACAACCCAAAAGACGAGAAACUAGCAACCCCAAACCUUGACCGGGCCGGCGAUAUCCCAGAAUCAUCAAAGAAAUCUUCAUUGGAGGAGAAGCCAUCAGAGCAGAUACCAUCCUCUGGGGCUGAACGGAGUGCGUGGGCUAAUACAAACCCAAUCUCUGUACUCCCCUCCCCGCAUGACAAUACGAAGGGCAAAGAACGGGAAUCCCCAAAGAUUAACUGGGCUGAAGAGGCCGAAAAUUCACAAAGGCAAUCACCAUCAGAGAAGAAAUCACCCCCUGGGACUAAGGCGAUUAUCUGGGCAAAUGCAGGGCCAUUCACACCGUCCUCUUCGACUGUACCGACUGUAUCGACUGCAACGACUGCACCAAGAAAUCACUCGAAUAGACGGCCAUCUGGGGUUUACACGCCACCAAGUCGACGUUCAUCAUCGGUUGUUAGUUCGGACAUAGGCAAUAGGUCGCCAAAGGGACCGAACCAAGGAGGAAGGGGAAAUAGGGGAGGAAAGAAGUGAAGUAUGGAUAUCAUAUGGUAUAAUAUGUUUGUUUUGGAAUUGUUACCUUAUUUAGAUUGUUGGGUUUUUGGUUAGAUAUAUCCACAUCUUCUGUUUAUUGUUGCCCGAAUAGUAAAUCAAUGACUCCAAGAUCGUAAAUAUUU
This is a messenger RNA of Aspergillus wentii DTO 134E9, 2767 nucleotides long. RefSeq lists its product as uncharacterized. Bases 159 to 2624 code for a protein of 821 amino acids. NCBI's taxonomy places the organism in Eukaryota, Fungi, Ascomycota, Eurotiomycetes, Eurotiales, Aspergillaceae. The record is from RefSeq and is a predicted model, not a curated record. The transcript is spliced from 3 exons.